This is a messenger RNA of Capsaspora owczarzaki ATCC 30864, 7199 nucleotides long. Its product is annotated as DnaJ domain-containing protein RME-8. The coding region runs from base 84 to 7001 and encodes 2305 amino acids. Lineage: Eukaryota; Filasterea; Ministeriida; Capsasporidae. Gene Ontology annotation, cellular component: endosome membrane. The record is from RefSeq and is a predicted model, not a curated record. The transcript is spliced from 2 exons. Gene Ontology annotation, biological process: endosome organization; regulation of early endosome to late endosome transport; receptor-mediated endocytosis.
CAGUCUUACUUUGUUCUUUCUGCUUUCUGCUUUCUUCUUUCUUUUUCUUUUCUUCUUCUUCUUCUUUCUCGCUUGCAGGCAUCAUGAGCAGCGCCGCGAAUCCGAGCGUGGAGCCCGUUGCUCGGUACUACACGACCAAGCACAGCUGGCGUGGCAAGUACAAGCGCAUGAUGGCGAUCGGCCUCAAGGGCAUCCAGACCAUCAACCCGACGAGCUGGGAAGUCACCAACACUUGGCCCUACGGCGAGGACGUCACCGACAUUAUGCCGUCCUCCAAGACCCCCAACGAGUUUACUCUCGCCACCAACAAGGGCAAAAAGAACUUGACAUUCUCGUGCGAAAAUCGCGUCGAUCUGCUCACAGAUGCGAAUCUGCACCGACCGUCGUUUGGCGGGAGUGCGACAAAAAAGAAGGGCGCGCAGGUGUACGGCAUUCCAUACCGCGCGAGAAAGGCGCACUGGAGCGAGCAGCGCAUCGAGACGCUGCUGUGCGUUGGACCAGCUGGCCUGGCCCAGCUCGAUCCGCGGAACGAGCAGCUGCUCUGCAUCUACCUCUACAAGGACAUUGAGGCCAUCAUCCCAGUGUCGGACUACCCCGGUGGCUUUGCCAUCCAAUACAACGGCUUUAGCCGCCUGCACGUAUUUGCCGUCGAAAAGCGCGACGAUCUGUUCAAGUCGCUCUCCGAGCAUGCCAACACGUACAUUGGCCUCGUUUUGCGGGCCAGCAAGGACAAGACCAUCACCAUGAACGACUUUACGCUCAAGCGUCUGGGCCGUUUUGGCGACGACGAGUCCAUCACGUCAAUGGCCGAAUUUAUCGUGCAAAAGGAGACGCCUCGGCACCAAGACCCCAUCGGUCGCAUUCUGUGCUUGACCGAGCGCUGUCUGCUCGAGCGUGAUCCCGGAACGUACAACAUUGUGACGCUGCGCUCGCUGCUCGACGUUUUCGCCCUCAUUCGCCACCAGGAAGACAUUCAGCGUUUCACCGUCGAGUACAAGAACGGCGAUCGUCGCUCGUACAUUUCCACCGAGCGCGACUCGCUCCUGGCCACCGUGCUUGACGGCGUUCGCGCCUGUGGCAACCGCGAUGCCUACAUUCGUCUCGUGCCCACCUCGCGCCCAACGCGUGUUGGCUCCCUGUACAUUCCCGUCGAAGAGAAUGUCGAGACGGUGUACUUGCGGCUGAUUGCACAGCACGAGUCGGUUGGCAGCGGCAUGUCGUUUGCCGACGCCAUUGUUGCGUUCAACACGAACGUUGACUAUUCUGGUCUGCAUCAUGCCGAGACCAAGGACCAGCUCUUUGCCGUCAACAAGGAGCAGCUCAUCACUGCGGCCAUGACGGCACUCCUCAGCUACACGUUUGACGAGCGUGCUCGUGCCUCCUCCAGCAUUGGUGGCUCUGGCAGCUCGGCCAUUGUGCCCUCGUCUGGUGCUUCCACUCCGUCUCCGGCUCCCUCUGCUGCGGACACCCAGCCCACGUCCUCGGCUCUGGCUGUCGCCGGCACCGUCCAGUCUGCUUCGGCGCUCGUCCAGCAAGCGAUUGGCACGUCCCGCGCUGCCGCUGCCGUCGCGUCAGAAACCUUCCUCGCUCUCCGUCGCCUGUUUGCCUCCAAGGCAGGCUUUGAGGCGUUCACACAGGUGCCCUCCUUCCGCGAGAAGGUCGGUCGCCGCGUGGUCGAGGCCCUGCGCAGCCACGACGAGGGCGUUCAGUACGCCGCCAUCGACAUGCUGAGCGCGCUGAUGCAGCCCAUGCACGACAACUAUGAUCUUGGCAUGGAGCAGACCAACAAGGGCGCGCUCUUGACUUCCAAGGACUUUUGCGGCCGUCUUGCCGAUCUGCUCGGCCGUCACGCCAUCGCCGGCACCGGCGCCCUUGUCGUCUGCUCUCUGCUCGACUUUUUCACCUUUGCCUUGUGCGCCCCGUACUCGGAAACGACGGACGCCGAGCAGUUUGACCGCACGCUCGAGCUCAUUGCCGGCCUCGGCCGCCGUCUCUUCAAGCUCUUCCUCCACCCUUCGAUGGCCAUUGUCAAGGGUGCCGGCAUGGUCAUGAAGGCCAUCAUCGAGGAGGGCACGCCCGAAAUCUCGGCCAAGAUGCAGCAACUUGCGCUGGCAGAGUGCUCCCUGCUCAAGCACCUGCACACCUCCAUGUUCACCACCUCGCUCGACACCCGUCUUCUCGCCCAUCGCGAGCUGAGCCGCAACCUUGUCGGCCUGUGGACGGCCGAGAACGAAGACGCCAAGCUCCUGGUCAAGCGCAUGCUCCCGGCCGGCUUGCUCACCUACCUCGACUCAAAGGAUCCCCCGCCAAAGGAGGAGAUUGUCAAGCUCCAGGUCAAGGACAACCUCAAAUCCGCCCAGAGCCUCAUGAAGGCUCCCUCCGAACUCCAGGUUCUCCUUCGCCACUGGCGCACGCGCAUCGGCAUUGCAGCCAAGCCCGAAACGCAGCAAAAGCCCAUCGUGCUGCGUCGUCGCCGCCAGCAUGUCAAGGUGCAGCGCAACUGGCCCCUCCUCUACUACCAACUCAAGCAGGACCAUUCGCGUCCGGAUCUCAUUUGGAACCACAAGACGCGCGAAGAGCUGCGCGAGGCUUGCGAGGCCGAGCUCCGCGCCUUCAACAUUGACAAGGAUCUCGGCGGCCUCCAGGUCGUGUCGUGGAACUUUAUCGAGUUUGAGGUCCGCUACGAGUCGCUCAACGACGAGCUCAAGAUUGGCGACCACUAUGUUCGCCUGCUUCUCGAACAGGGCACCAAUGGCAAGGUGGAUAUUCACGAUCCGCCAAUCUUCUUUAACGAUCUCUACCACCGUUUCCUGCUCGCCACCACCCUCAACAUGAAGGUCCUCUGCCUCCAAGCGCUCGCCAUCGUGUACAACCAGUGCUCGGAGGAAAUUGGCACCUUCAACGAUACUCCCUACAUUGUCGGCAUGCUCCAGAGUGCCACCUCCCGCCACGAGCGCGAUCGACUGGUCGUCUUCCUCGAAAAGCUGCUCCGCGUCAAGACCAAUGUCAAGCUCUUCCUCGACGUCAACGGCGUGCGCAGCCUGGUCGAUCUGCUGACCCUGUGCCACCUUCACACCGAGCGCGCCGUGACGCCGCUUCAGUCGAACGUGCUCGAGUCUGGCAGCGACAUGCAACGUGACAGCGAGAAGGAGUGGUACUAUUCGCUCUCGGUCGCCUCCGCCACGGCUGCGAGCGACGAUCGCCAGGGACCGUUUGGCUUUGACGAGCUCCGCGAAAAGUACAAGACCAACGUCAUCACCAACACGACUCGCUGCUGGGCCCAGGGCAUGGACGGCUGGCGCAAGCUGCAGGACAUUUCACAGCUCAAGUGGAUGCUCGUCUACACCGAGCCCGGUGCGUUCAACGAGACCCAACUGGCUGUCCACAUUCUCAACAUUCUCAACCGUAUCUGCGAGUUUUACCCUUCGCGCGACGAGGACGGCGCCAUCAUUCGCCCCCUCCCCCGCGCCAAGCGCCUCCUUUCCGAACCCUCCUGCCUGCCCCACAUUGUCAACGUCUUGCUCACCUUCGAUCCCACCUUGGUCGAAAAAGUCGCGCUGCUGCUCAACAGCAUCAUGGCGGACAACCCUGUCAUGCCCAAGCUCUACCUCACCGGCGCCUUCUUCUUUGCCCUCAUGUACACUGGUUCGAACGUUUUGCCCAUUUCCCGUUUCCUGGCCGACUACCACACCAAGCAGGCCUUCCGUCCCGAGGAUGGCUCUGGCACACACGAAAUCACCCGUCGCUCCAUUCUCGGCACGACCCUCCCCGAGGCCAUGGUGUGCUUCCUUGAAAACCACGGCGCUGAAAAGUUCUCUGAAAUCUUCCUCGGCGAGUUUGACACGCCCGAAACGAUCUGGAACGCCGAGAUGCGCCGCUUGAUGAUUGAAAAGAUUGCCCUCCACUUGGCCGAGUUCUCGCCUCGUCUCAUGAGCAACACGCGCGCCCUCUACCAGUACGCCCCGACCCCUGCCAUCCAGUUCCCCCAACUCGAGAACGAGCUCUUCUGCAACGUCUACUACCUGCGCCACCUCUGCGACCUUGGUCGCUUCGACAACUGGCCCAUCGGCACGCCGAUCGAACUCCUCAAGGACUGUCUCGACGCGUGGCGCCUCGAGGUCGACAAGAAGCCGCCCACCAUCACUGCCGACGACGCGCUUUCCGUGCUUGGUCUUGAUCCCACCAAGCCCAUCGAUGACAACCAAGUCCGCAAGUCCUACUUCCGCCUUGCCGCCAAGUACCACCCCGACAAAAACCCCGAAGGUCGCGAAAUGUUUGAAAAGGUCCUCAAGGCCUACGAGUUCCUCGGCACCAAGGCUGCUCGCGUCAACGGCCCCGACCCAGCGCGCAUUUCCCUCCUCCUCCAGGCACAGUCCAUCAUUUUCCAUCGCUACGCCGACAUUGUUCGCCCCUACAAGUAUGCUGGCUAUCCCCUGCUCAUCCGCACCAUCGAUCUCGAGAUUACCGACGACGCCCUCUUCAGCAAGUCCAACGUCCUCCUGCCCCACGCCGCCGAGCUCGCCUUCCACACCAUCAACGUGUCUGCCCUCAACACGGAAGAGCUCCGUCGCGAAGGUGGCCUCGACACGCUGGCCCAGGCCCUCUCGCGCUGUGUCAGCAUGGUUCAGCCCAGCACCAGCCCGAAGGAAAUGCCAGUGCAAGUGUGCCGCAACGUCAUCCGCUGCUUCUCGUCGGCCGCAACCUUUGAGCAGUCGCGCGAGCGCUUGCGGGCCAUCCCCACCGUUGUUCCCGAUGUCUGCCGCUGCCUGUACUUUAAGGGCGCUCCUCUGCUCACCCUGGCUGCCAUCGAGUGCGUGAGCCAGCUCGCCCUCGAUGCCACCAUUCAAAACCAGCUGUUGGAUGUGGGCGGUGCGCUCUGGCAUCUGCUCUCGUUCAUUUUCAACUACGAUUUUACCUUGGACGAGUCUGGCGUCCAGGCGUCUGCCGAGUCCAAUCAGCAGGAGGUUGCCAACACGCUUGCCAAGUCCUCUGUGCGCGCGCUCGCGCGACUGGGUGGAUACACCCAUGGCGAGAACGCCACCCCGCGCAACCCUCGCGUCCAGGCGGCGCUGUCCACCCUCAUCACGGCCCCGCUCGCGCGCAAGAUGGGCAAGGACGAGGUGCCCCUGGAAGUGCUCAAGGCGCUCACCAGCAACUCGGAGACGGCCUACUUUAUCUGGAACAAUGGCACUCGCGCGGAACUGAUGGACUUUGUCGAGCGCCAGGCUCAAUCUGUCGUCAAAACGGGCGACCACGAUCGCACUCUGGGCGCCUCGUUUGUGUUUUCCGACUUGCGCGACGAGCUCAAGGUUGGCGACGUCUACCUUCGUGUUUACAUUGCGCAACCGACCACCGUCCUCGAAGAUACGACCGCCUUCAUGAAGGAGUUGCUUGGCUUCCUGGCGCACCGUCGUGUACUGAUUGGCACCCCGGCGCCCGGCGCCCCGCCACAGUUGGACGAGCACGGCAACCCGCGACCCGCGCUGGAUCCUGCCAUGCAAAAGACCAUUCUCAACCACUGCCGUCUUGCGCUUGACGCGAUGCGCGUGUGCAUUGUCAACAACCAGGGUGCCGAGAAGCAGACGCUCGCGCAUUACGAUCUCUUGUUCAGCUUCUUCCGUCUGGUCGAAGAUCCCGAGGUGCAGCGUGCUGCCCUGUUGCUGGUGGGUGCGAUUGUCGCCAACAAGGAUUGCGUCACUGCCAUCUCCGAGGCGAACGUGCUUGUCGACCUCGUCCUGCUCUUCGAGUUCCUCCCCGGCUGCCACGAGUCCAUUCUCACCACGCUGCACGCCCUGGCGUCCAAGCCCAAGAUUGUUGCCGACUGCAUCACACGCUGCGUGGUCAUUCACUUGCUGCACAUCUUUAGCUCCUCCAAGCGCGGCUCGGCUCGCGAGGAGGCCGCCAGCGUGAUUGUCAAGCUCGUGUCAGACAAGUUGCACGGCCCCAAGGUCGCCAUCAUCAUCUCCAAGUUCAUCCCGGCCAUUUUCGUUGAAGCCAUGCGUGAAAGCGUCGAGACGGCCAUCCACAUGUUUGAGGGCGUGCACGAAAACCCCGAGCUCAUUUGGAAUGACGAUGCCCGAAACAAGGUCAAGCAAUUCCUCGUCACCACCAAGGCCGAAAUUGUGGCAGAGCAGCUUGCCAACCGCGACUACACUUGGCGUCUUCCCGACGACUUUGAGGUUGUGUACUCGGAGCUGCAAGGCGAGCUGCUUGUCGGCGGCGUCUAUCUCCGCCUCUUCCUCAAGCAGCCAUCGUGGGCGCUCCGCAACCCGCGCCAGUUCCUGGUCUCGCUGUUUGACAAGUUCAUCCAGUACUCGACUCGCGGCGGCGCCAGCACGGGUUCGGUCGAGCAAUCCAUGCUCGACAUGCUGUCGCAGUCGAUCGUCUACCUGCUCAAGGCCCAGCCCAUGCUGUUGGACCAGGUUGCUGCGGCUGGUCAUGUGCCCAAGAUUGUCCUGUUGCUCGAGUCCGAGUCGUCAAUGGUCGCCAAGGCGGCUGUCGAUGUCAUCCACGGGCUCGCCGACGGCCAAUCGUGCUGCGACGCCCUCGCGCAAGCGCACGUGCUCAAGGGCCUCAUGAAGGUCAUGCAACGACUUCGCACAUUGUCGGGCAUGGGCUGCGAGAGCGUCAAGAAGCUGAUUGAGCACAACAACUGCGAGCGCUCGUGCCUCGUCGUGCAGGCCAUCCAAAUGGAUUUGGUCGGCUUCUUGCUCACCCUUCUCGGCCCUGGCUUGGAAAACAUUGAAGCCGCAGCAGCCAUCAAGGCUCAGGUGGUCAAAGCGCUCAAGCAGAUGACCACCGACAUUACCCACGGCGCCGAUGUGGAGCAGCUGCUGGCCAAGUCCGAAAUCUGGAACGCGUUCAAGGACCAAAAGCACGACCUGUUCAUCACCAACACCACCGUUGCUGGCUAUCUCACCGGGCCAGUCACCUCCGUGAAGGGCUACCUCACCGCCGGCCCAGCCAACCCGACCGGCCCACCGCCCACGGACCACGAGUAACGUGUCACUGUUCCGGCACGCUGCUUACAAUUUUUCUUUCCUCCCUUUGUUUGUGAACAUUCUCUUUUUUUUUUUUUUUUUUUUUUUUUUUUUAACUGUUGACCGAUUUGUGAUUUUGGCACGUUGGUUUCUUUGUUUGUUGUUUGUGCAUUGUUUGAUGUCAAAUGUAAAAGUGGCUUCAAUACAAUUGUUUGUCCC